AUGAAGCUCCAGUAUGUUGUGAAAAUUAUCAGUCUAAAAUUAAUUGGACACCUUCCCUCUGUAGUUGGGUUAUCCUGCAGCUAUUUAAAGAAGGGAGACCCUACAACAGAUAGUGGAAAUUACAACAUUGAUCCAGAUGGCGAGGGAGAUCUGGAGCCAUUCUCAGUGUACUGUGACAUGACUAACAAGAAUGGAGUUGGUGUGACAGUCAUAAGUCACGACAGUGAGAGCAGGACUACUGUGGAUGGAUAUGAAGGUCAAGGUAGUUACUCACGUGAUAUUAAUUACACAGGAGCGAGUCUAUCUCAGCUGGCCAGUCUCACCAGUGUCUCCUUACACUGCGAACAGUUUAUCAAGUACAAGUGUCGCCACUCAGGUUUUUGGUUUGACGAUCCAUACGGAUGGUGGGUGUCGCGUGAUUCUACUAAGAUGAUCUAUUGGGGUGGAGCAUCGCCAGGAAGUGGCAAGUGUGCAUGCGGGAUGAACAACUCAUGUGCAGCAAACGGGCGCUGCAACUGUGAUGCGAAUGACAAUGUAUGGCGUGAAGACAGCGGUCUCCUCACUGACAAGACAAAGCUUCCAGUAAAACAGCUCAGGUUUGGUGAUACAGGUGAAAGUCAUGAGAAAGGUUACCACACUCUUGGAAAAUUCAAGUGUUAUGGCACAGCAUAA
This is a messenger RNA of Porites lobata, 672 nucleotides long. NCBI's taxonomy places the organism in Eukaryota, Metazoa, Cnidaria, Anthozoa, Scleractinia, Poritidae. The record is from the annotation of a GenBank genome assembly.